UUAAUAAGUUUUAUAAGUUUAUUUAGGAUAAUGGCAACGAUUUCUACUAGGGCGAAGUCUCCUACGCGAGCAGAAGCUAUAGCUAGAGCUUUAAAACCUGGCCCAGUGUUUAAUACUGGUGUACUUUUAGGCAACUGGGUCGAAGAUCGCAUAGAAUGUCCCAAAGCCGGCACCUUGUAUUUUCCACCCAAAGAGCAAAUCAAUUACGAAAAAAUGAAACCGGAAUCUCGACAGCCAGAUUUCAGAAUAAAUAAAUUGACCAGUUUACAGGGUAACGUGCACUCCAUCAUUCGGCACGACAGCCACGACUACUGCGGCAACUUCGCCACGACCAACGACCUCGUGUACAACCACCUGCCGAAGCCACUGUGCGGACCCAAUCAGCGCCAUUACAAGAGAAGCGCGCAUCAGUUCUACCCACAGCCGGACCUCAUGAAGUGUUUUGGUAAUGUAACUGAGUGGGGGUUGAGGAAAUAUAAACAAUAUGAAUGGGCAUGCACUGAUGUCUCCGAUUACGCGUCGACCCUGUACGACGACACGUACGUGCCGCCUUUGCCCCACCAAUACCUUCAGAGAUGCGAAAGAAAAGCACGAAAUUCGUAA
Ostrinia furnacalis (Asian corn borer) is the source of this 603-nucleotide messenger RNA. RefSeq lists its product as uncharacterized. The coding region runs from base 31 to 603 and encodes 190 amino acids. Gene Ontology annotation, cellular component: axonemal microtubule. NCBI's taxonomy places the organism in Eukaryota, Metazoa, Arthropoda, Insecta, Lepidoptera, Crambidae. Gene Ontology annotation, biological process: flagellated sperm motility. The transcript is spliced from 4 exons. The record is from RefSeq and is a predicted model, not a curated record.